Saccostrea echinata is the source of this 5024-nucleotide messenger RNA. RefSeq lists its product as uncharacterized. Gene Ontology annotation, cellular component: cytoplasm. Lineage: Eukaryota; Metazoa; Mollusca; Bivalvia; Ostreida; Ostreidae. The coding region runs from base 594 to 4133 and encodes 1179 amino acids. Gene Ontology annotation, biological process: intracellular signal transduction; protein phosphorylation. The record is from RefSeq and is a predicted model, not a curated record. Gene Ontology annotation, molecular function: protein serine/threonine kinase activity; ATP binding. The transcript is spliced from 16 exons.
AAAAUUUUCAUGAAUCGCCGAGUCACAUGACUGUGCAUUAAAGAAAUGCUCGUGAACAUGCAAAAAUGGUUGAGAAGGUUGCAGUUUUGGUAACAAGUGGUUCGAAAGUCCUCCGUGUAAAUGAGAAGCAUCGACAUUAUUUUUUGCGCAGGAAAUCGAAUUCUGAUUCAAGAAUAGUGUUAGUUCGCUAUUGAUCCGAAAAGUCCGCGGUAUGCUGCAUUCAACAAGCACACAUUACUCGAUAUUGACGCACAAAACGUCAUGCGAACUGUUGGAAUUUGUGUUUUCGGUGUAUUUAGAUGAAUAAAUGUGAAAUGGAACAUGAUGAUUCUCAAAAUAUUGUUGCAUGGAAAUUCAGUUUUUUAAUCCGCAGCGAGAUUUCAUUUCGGUUUUUAGCAUAGUCAUCUUGUGGCGGACCACUUAAAUUGUAAUGUAACAAUUCACAUUGUAUAGCACAAACAGAAAAUAAAACUAGCUGAUUAUGUCCUUUUAUACGAAAUUACUAAAGCCAUCGUAUAAAAACAAGGACGGAUUUUUCGGUUUUGAUCAGGAUUUAUUUCAGGUAUGGAAUAUAAGAUCCCAGUAAGAAAAUCAUGGGGAAGAAAAUUCAAUGUUUGGGGCGGUACGUCAUGGACUGCCAAACUUUGGGCAAAGGCAGCUUCGCACGUGUAGAGCUUGCGACCCACAGUGUAACAGGAUGCAAGGUUGCAAUUAAGAUAAUUGAUACCCGUAAAAUUAAGGAAGAAUACUCUCGCCAGAAUCUACACAGGGAAGCCAGAAUUUUAGCCCAGCUUCGUCACCCGAACAUCAUCCGACUUUACGAAACGUUAAAGGCAACCACUCUUUACUGUUUGGUUCUUGAGUGUGCCUUGGGUGGAGAUUUAAUGACGUUUAUCAGGACUUACAAACAAUUAUAUUUACCCGAGGACAAAGCUCGAGACUUCUUCAGACAACUUGUAUCUGCAGUGCACUAUCUUCAUGAAAGGGGAGUUGCUCACAGGGAUUUAAAAAUGGAAAACAUCAUGUUGGAUGAGAAGAAAAAGAAUAUCAAAAUAGUUGAUUUUGGACUUAGUAAUACAUUUAACAAGGAUGAACUGAUGAAAACAAGGUGUGGAUCUUUAGAAUAUGCCGCUCCAGAACUGUUCCACCCAUCGGACAAGUACGGGCCAGAGGUGGAUGUGUGGGCAAUAGGUGUCAUAACGUAUGCAAUGGUAAUAGGGAAACUUCCGUUCACAACUCCAUACACUGAUCAGUACAGAAGACAGAAACUCCUCCAACAGGUGGAAAAAGGGAUCACUGAAGUUCAACUCAAAGAAAUGUGUAAUCUCAGUGAAGAAUUGAAACAGUUACUCUGUAAGUUGUUGGAGCCAAACCCCAGUCAUCGUCUGCCCCUGAUGGAUGUGGAGAUACACCCCUGGGUGACCUGUGAUGCCAAAAUGCCUUUCUACCCAUUUCAUGCCUUUCCAAGGGACAAACUGCUCAAGUCCCAGGUCAUUAAUGAGUUGUCAGAAAUGAUGGAAAUGAACAAGGAGCAGGUGGAAAAAACUGUUCAUGAAAGUAAAUGUGAUGAACUGUCGGCCAUGUUUAACAUGAUGAUGGACAAUAAAAGGAAAGAAAAGGGAGUAUUUGACCUGGACUACACCAGCUUCCAUGAAAAAAGAAGAGAAAAAAGAGAAUCUAAAGCUGCUACCUCCAACCCUCACCUUCACAAAGAUGGAACUGGGACACCAAUGACAGAGGCAGAGAAACUGCAGGCUGCUCAUGAUCACAAAGUCAGCACUGCAUUUGACUUCAUGGCUCUUUGUAGUGCUCCUACGUGGCUAGAGGGAAAGAAAAGGCGAUCCCGAAGACGAAAGAAUCCUUUGCAUUCACCACUUCCAUCUGCGACAUCUGAGGCGGAAUCUGUUCCACACUCAACAGAAAACUUGGCUCAUACUCAGGGAAUUCCUGGACAAGACAACCCCAAUCUGUUAUCACCUGGUCAAGCCCAGCCCUACAACAGACGCUCCCUCAGACGGAGAUCCUCAAAAAGGAGGCAGGGUCCUCGAUCCAGUUCUUAUGGCCCAGGUCACAGGAGGACUGCUAGCAUGAAGGAACACACAAGUUCUUCACAACCCAAUAGUCCUGUACUGCUUGUUAAUCCAGAAAUUAAGAUUGACCCUCCAAUUAGUGCAAAUCAAACUCCAAGGUCUGCCACAAUUCAACUCCAUUCUGAUUCUGUGACACUAUUGGUGCCUGGCCAGAAACAACACAAAUCCUGUAGUGAUGUGAUGGAUGAUUCCUCACAUGACGAGAGUGAUCAGAAUAACUCAGAUGCUUCCUGUCCAAAUUCUGCAGGAUACCUUCAUCCAGAAGAAAUAGUUCCUGUAUCAGUUAGCAAAACUACUACAUCCACUGCUGAGAUACAUUCCAGGCAAUCAAAACAUCCAUUGUUAGAGGCUGUGCAUCAGGACUCUGUCGAGGCAAAAAUUGCUUCUGCAGAUAUCAAAGCCAUUGUGAGACCUAAAAACAAGUUGAUCUCUCCAUCUAGGAAUGGUCAGAUUCAAACUGCAGUAGAUCAUUUUGCAAAGAGUGAAAAAGAGUGCAAUUAUUCCUCUUCUGGUUCUUGUGAUGAAAAUUAUUCUUCUAUGCAAAAGAGUGACAUUCAGGUGUUGUCAGAAAGUGAUAGUCAUGAUGAAGCUUGUGGUGGAUUUGACCAAGUGGAUGGAAAUUCUCCAAACAUGCCUCAGGAUGUAGGAAUUGUAUGUCUUUCAGAUGUGGACUGUUCAGAGGAUCAGUCAGAUAGUAAAACCAAUUUGUUGGAUGUGGUAAAUCCGAGUUCUGUGGUGAAGGAAAUCCAUCAUCCACUGAAAGGGAGGAGGAUUAAUUCCAAAGAUCAAAUUGUGAAAAAGACUACCAUGAAGGACUUAAAUCCUAGCAAAUUAUGCACACCUCAAAAGCUUGAAUUGAAAUUGCCAGUGGUGAAAAAUUUCCCCAGUGUAGAAAGUGUUCAUGCCAAAGAUAUUGCCAAUAAUGCCAGUAGUGAUGUGAAUGUACCAGAGUCUUCUAUUCAACCAAAUCUUCCAGAGGACAAGCUUAGUCCAUUAACUCCAUCAGAAAGCUAUUCAAAACACUUGUAUAAGUUUGCUAUGCCCAAUACCCCAACUAGAAACAUGUUCAAAACUCCUCUUGCUCGCAUAGAAAGCUUCCACAGUGAUGACUUUGAUUUCUUGCUUUCAAAUACUGAAUUAAAAUCUACAGCCACAACUCCUUCCAGCUGUGUGCAGACCCCAACCUUGCCAUGUUUUGGCUACAAACUCAACCUGAAAAAGAAAAAUGCAAAAUUAAAGUCUAAUAAAACCAAACAAAAAUCCUCCCUUUCAAAUUUGCAAGGAAGCCCAAAAUAUGCAAAUGAGGAACCAGAAGUCCAAGAAUGUCAGAGUAAUUCUGUGGACCCUUUAUCUGCUGGUGCUGGGAAUGACCAAAAUAAAGCAGAUGAUGGAUUGGACAAAGGGUCAACAGUCAGCAGAGCCAAAAUACAUCCAAUGAACAAAGAAGAUCAGGAGACAGAAUUAUUAGUCAAAGGAUCCAAGAUUUCCCAGUCAAACCAGAAGAAUCGCUGCUUGACCAAUAAUGACAAUACUGACAAUGACAUCAAGGGCAAGAAUACCCAGAACUGUUCUGACAAAAAUGGUAAACACAACACAGAGAGCAAAAAGUUUAUCAAAUGUUCACCAUGGAAGCAUGGCUUUGUACAGUUUUUAAGGAAGAAGAAACCAAGUCAUACUCAUCGUAGUCAAAACAACAACGACUCUGUCCAUUCCAAUCACCAUGUGGACUCGCGCAAUGGGCACGCUCGAAUGGCCUGUAACAGCGCUCUCCAUCGACCUAACCCCGAUGACAGCAGCAGUGAAAUGGAGACUGCCUUCUCCCCAUCCCCUAUCCCUGUGUUUUCUGAUAGUUUAGAGGUUCAUCCCUCCCCUGUUCCCGGUCAUAUUCCCCCCUCACCUGCAUCAGCCACUAAAGUCUUUGAUUUUACUGUGGUAUCCUCAGAAUCUCCUCAAGCUAAGUCGUGCCUUCUGAGUUGGAAAGGGUGUAGAGAUUGUACAUACAGUGAUGACCAGCAAUCUGAUGAUGGUGUAGCAGGGAAGUGAGUGCACCUUCAGGUUUGAACAGAGUGUGGAUGUAGCAAUCAAAACAUCAAUGGCAAUUAAGAAUGUGCAGGAUGCCAAGAAGUACUCUGCCUACAAAAAAUAUGCUCACACAUGACGGUCCGUCAGUCACCAAUCAGCACAGGAAGACAGACAGACAAUGCAAACUUGUGUACUUGUGAUAAUGUAGCCUCGUAUGUGUUCAGUCUCCCAUCAGAUGCAGUUGUGGUUGUCGUGGUGACAGAUUCAGAGAGAGGCUGACCAAAAUGGCAGACCAUCUCUGUGUAAACCAAUCACAGCUAUGAUGACUAGGUCUGUGAUGGGGACUCUGGUUUUUCUCUGAAUCUGCCACAAAGUUGAGAGCUUUGUACUCCCUUUCAUUCCCAUUGAUAUUUUCAAUAUAAAUAAAUUAUCAUUCCAGUUUGUCAUGCAUUGUUCAUGGCACAUGAGAAACAGUUUCUAGGGAAGAUUUUUUUUUUACCAAAUGGUUGAGCUCUUGUCUAUCAGCUGUUAAUAUUUUUCCUUUUUGAAAUAUUUCUUUAUGGUAGCACCUGCACAGAAACAGAGUGAGAGCUUUAUAAUCACAAAUAUUAUAAAGUCUUGUACAGCUUUAACUUUUUUGUAUUUUUGUAAUUGAAUCAUCCUACUUUCAUCAUGUUCAUGUUUUAACAAUCAACAGACCAUAACAAUCCAUGAUACAGUUGAUAUUUUCCUUUCAUUUCAUGCAGAUAACUCCAUUGUACUUUAUUGUCUUUGACAGAAGAGUUUAACUGGUUGUGAUAUACUUUGUUUUAACCAAUACGGUGUACCUGUUACCCAAGCAAAGAAAGAGAUGUAUAUGUGUAAAUUUAUUCAUUAAAUAUUUUUAAAGGAAUUAACAUUUUAAAAAAAAUU